This is a messenger RNA of Brenthis ino (lesser marbled fritillary), 1386 nucleotides long. The record is from the annotation of a GenBank genome assembly. Lineage: Eukaryota; Metazoa; Arthropoda; Insecta; Lepidoptera; Nymphalidae.
AUGGCGACUAUAUCAUUUGCAAAAAAUUUGGUUAAUCCAGCUUUGAAAUUGGUCUUACAACAAAGUCAUAAUGCACAUCUAAGAAGUUUACCCUCUUUGACUCCACUAAGUAUUAUACUUAGAAGACAUUAUGCUGAGAAGCAGGUGUUUGAACGAACUAAGCCACAUUGUAAUGUUGGAACUAUUGGUCAUGUUGAUCAUGGAAAAACUACUUUGACUGCUGCUAUUACGAAAGUAUUGUCUGAUCUUAAUUUGGCACAAAAGAAAGGUUACUCUGAUAUUGACAAUGCACCUGAAGAGAAAGCAAGAGGUAUUACAAUUAAUGUGGCUCAUGUUGAAUAUCAAACUGAAAAGAGACAUUAUGGUCACACGGACUGCCCUGGACAUGCAGAUUAUAUUAAGAAUAUGAUUACUGGAACUGCACAAAUGGAUGGUGCAAUCUUAGUAGUUGCAGCAACAGAUGGAGUUAUGCCUCAAACUAGGGAGCAUUUAAUUCUUGCUAAGCAAAUUGGCAUACAGCAUGUUGUAGUGUUUAUUAAUAAAGUUGAUGCUGCUGAUGAAGAAAUGGUAGAGCUUGUGGAGAUGGAAAUCCGUGAGCUCAUGACUGAAAUGGGCUAUGAUGGAGACAAAAUACCUGUUAUUAAAGGCUCAGCCUUAAGUGCAUUGGAGGGAAAGAACCCUGAAAUUGGUGCUGAUGCAAUUACAAAACUUCUCGAGGAAGUUGAUUCAUUUAUCCCUACGCCAAUUCGUGAGUUAGACAAGCCAUUCCUCUUGCCAGUGGAAUCAGUCCACUCUAUUCCUGGACGUGGAACGGUUGUGACUGGAAGAUUGUACAGAGGUACUUUAAAAAAGGGCACUGAAUGUGAAAUUGUUGGUCACGGUAAGAUCAUGAAAACUACAGUCACUGGAGUUGAGAUGUUUCAUAAGACUUUAGAAGAGGCUCAAGCUGGUGAUCAACUUGGGGCUUUGGUCAGAGCGAUUAAAAGAGAACAGAUUAGGCGUGGUAUGGUAAUGGCCAAGCCUGGUACUGUCAAGGCUCAUGAUAGUUUGGAAGCAGCAGUUUAUAUCUUGAGCAAAGAGGAGGGAGGUCGUUCAAAACCAUUCACAUCCUUCAUUCAAUUGCAAAUGUUCUCUAUGACUUGGGAUUGUGCAACUCAAGUUACUAUACCAGAAAAGGAAAUGGUGAUGCCCGGUGAAGAUGCAACUUUACAAUUAAGGCUUUUGAAACCUAUGGUAUGUGAACCUGGGCAAAGGUUCACUCUUCGACUUGGGGAUAUGACCUUGGGAACUGGUGUGAUAACUAAGAUCAAUAAAAACCUUUCUGAAGAUGACAGGUUGAAGCUUCUUGAAGGAAAGAAAGCAAGGGAAAAGGCUAUUGCCAAGAAG